GCUCGGCAUCGUCAGCUCUGAUGGCGAGGUCCUGCCCGAAGACCGUGUGCUUGAUCGUUUGAACGUCAAAGACGGCGAUUCUUUCAGCGCGGUUGUUGGGAAAGACCAGCUCGCCUCUUCGGACAAAGCUUUCGCUCUGCUUGGCGCUGAUGGCUCGGUGAUCUCCUGGGGUCAUCCAGACUCAGGAGGAGACGCGAGGUCGCUCAAAGGUCGGCUUUGCGAUGUGGAGCUCAUUCAGGGCUCAUUCCGUGCCUUCGCCGCCGUCAAGGCUGACGGCUCCAUCGUCACCUGGGGCCAUCGUGGAUACGGCGGACAGAGUAUCUGUGAGGGAAGCCUCGGGCCCAGCGAGAGCGUGAAGCGCCUCUGCCCGACCCACAACGGGAUCCUCGCCGUGCGCGGGGAUGGAUCUGUGGCGGCUUGUGGAUGGUCCAACACGAGCGAAGACAUUUGCGUCAGACGCGUAUUGCAUCAGCUGACAGGUGUCCGCGAUGUGCAGCAUACCCGCGGUGCUUUUGCUGCGAUCGUCGGUGACGGCUCCGUCGUGACUGCGGGCCAGUACAUGUUUGGUGGCGACUGCAGCUCGGUGCGCGACCAGUUGAAGGACGUGCAGCAGAUUGCAGCCACCUACGGAGGCUUUGCCGCCCUCCUCGGCGAUGGAACUGUCGUGACCUGGGGACAUCCGCAGUGGGGCACGAACGACCUGGCGGUGCGGCAUCGGCUGAAAGAUGUGAAGCACAUCUGUGCUUCGGAUGGUGCCUUUGCCGCCAUCCUCGAGGACGGAUCCGUGGUCUGCUGGGGAGAGCCGGAGUUUGGUGCCGACUGCGAGGCGGUUCAGCCGCAGCUGCGGGAGGUGCAACGGCUUUUUGCGACGAGUUGCGCCUUCGCCGCCCUCCGCGCUGACGACACUGUGGUCACCUGGGGCGCUGCCACGCACGGCGGGGCCUCCCGCCGCCUUCGAACACAGCUGCGUGACGUACGGAGCAUUACGCCCAAUCUAUCGGCCUUUGCGGCACUACGUGGGGAUGGCACAGUCGUGACCUGGGGUGACUGCUACGCGGGUGGCAACAGCAGCCGAGUUCAGUCGAAGCUCCAGAACGUGCGGCA
Molecule: messenger RNA, 1104 nt
Organism: Symbiodinium sp. CCMP2456
Lineage: Eukaryota; Dinophyceae; Suessiales; Symbiodiniaceae
Source: the annotation of a GenBank genome assembly